UACUGGGUGAUUAGAGGUCGCGAAGCAGUACGUAAGCACCAACGUUCCUGUUACAAUUGUCAGUUUUGGCGUGCCAAACCACAAACCCCACAGAUGGCAGAUCUUCCUCCCGCUAGGCUACGUCUGUUCAAACCACCAUUUUACUCUACCGGCACAGACUGCUUCGGCCCCUUUCAUGUAAAGAUAGGACGCCGUCAAGAGAAAAGAUGGGGUAUUUUGUACAAGUGCCUAACAACAAGAUGUUUGCAUCUAGAUCUCCUUGAACACUUGGACACAGAUGCCUUUCUUCUUUCCUUGCGACGCUUCAUAGCUCGAAGAGGGAAACCCUUUGAAAUAUUGUGCGACAACGGUACAAACUUUGUAGGAGGGGACCGAGAGCUUAGAGACACAUUUAACCAAAUGUCCCAGGAGCUUCAAGAACAGUUGGCUGAACAGCAGAUUCAAUUUCGCUAUAACCCACCAAGUGCUCCACACUUUGGCGGAACAUGGGAGCGAGAGGUUAAAUCCGUCAAGUCAGCCUUGCGAGUGGUUCUGAGAGAGCAGUCUGUACCCGAGUCUGUCUUGCAAACAUUAUUAGUGGAGGUCGAAGGAAUGCUCAAUUCAAAGCCACUCGGCUAUGUCUCAUCAGAUAUUGCAGAUCCAGAUCCUGUGACCCCCAAUAUGCUGCUCAUGGGGCGCCAUGAUGCUUCUCUACCGCAAGUCCUCUUUGACUCCAACCAACUCUUGGGGAAACGUAGGUGGAGACAUAGUCAGGUAUUGGCCGACCAUUUCUGGACUGCUUUCAUCCGCUACUACUUACCAGAACUACAGGGUAGACAGAAAUGGAGAUCAGAUGGCAAAGAGCUGGCAGUGGGGCAAGUUGUACUUUUAAUUGAUCAUCAACUUCCACGAGCUCUGUGGCCUGUGGGUACUGUGGUGGAGACAUAUGCAGGGGCUGAUGGAAGGAUUAGAACAGCUAAAAUCCAAGUCAGAAAUAAGAUGUACAUUCGCCCAGUUGUAAAACUCAUUCAGAUUCCCCAAGUUAUAGAUGAUUAGUCAAACGGACUUUCUUAAGGGAAUCAAUUAUCCUGACAGAUAAUUGGGGGCGGCUAUGUCAUAAAGUCCGUUCACGGAAGGGAACUUUGUUGCCUUUAUAGUUUGUUUCCGGCGGAUCAUUAAACAGUUGCCACUGACCUGAGAGCUGUGACAGACAGCUGAGCUCUCUGAUAUCGUUCAUGUUGUGCGUUCAUGUCAAAUAUACCACAACGUAAUUCAUCAUUACUCUCCAUACUCCUACCAAUGUAUAUAUGGCUAUCAUUGCUUGGCUGCUUAAUUAUAAUAAAUAGAAGUUUGAGGAAUUACUUCUCCAUUGACUGAUUCUCUAACAGGAAUCUUUAUCCUUAUUUAUCCGCUAUGAGAACAGCGAAUUAAACUAGAUGU
Molecule: messenger RNA, 1419 nt
Organism: Misgurnus anguillicaudatus (oriental weatherfish)
Lineage: Eukaryota; Metazoa; Chordata; Actinopteri; Cypriniformes; Cobitidae
Source: RefSeq, a predicted model, not a curated record